AAAAGAGAACGUCAUACCAUGAGCGGUCCAGAAUAGUGCAGCUUAUAAAAAAGGAAGUUAAUUAGUUCAAACCAGCAACUACCAUAUGUGGUCGGCUCUAGUUUUGUGCUCUAGCAGUUUACAAUAAGUUCAUCUGUGCACACUAUCCUACUUUUCUACUACAAUCUAAAUGAAAAUGUCUGACUUUGAGCGGAUAAGACUGGUGAUCCUUGGUGGUGCCGGCGUGGGAAAAAGCUGCAUUAUAAAACGCUUCCUCUUCAAAACUUACUCAGACAAGUACAGACCAACCGUGGAGGAUCUGUACAAUCGAGAGUACGACCUAGGCGCAGUGACGUUGAAGGUUGACAUACUUGACACAUCUGGGGAGAUGCAAUUUCCGGCAAUGAGGAGACUAUCGAUUGCUACCGCCCACGCAUUUCUGUUGGUUUACGCAAGUACAUCCGAGCUGAGCCUGGGAUGUGUGAAGCAAUGUUUCGAAGAAAUCCGGGAACAACGAGCUGACUUUCAAGACAUCCCAAUGGUGAUUGUAGGCAACAAAAGCGAUCUCAGCAGCACGCAUCGUGAGGUACGCAUCGAAGAUGUAUCCGAGUGGGUGUUCUGUGAGCUGCCAAAGCUAAAGGUGAAGGUGAUGGAAUGUUCUGCGAAAGACGACGUCAAUAUAACCGACAUUUUUAAAACAUUUCUCUCGUUGUCCCGUAUUAUUCCGGCCAACGGAAACAGUGACACAACCUCAGGGUUGAAGAGACGCUCGUCGGCUUAUGUUAGUGCCAGUAGUAAAGCUAAAUCUAGACUUGGAAGUCCGUCCAUAGGUUGUGAAAAAACUAAAGAAUCGUCAUUUUUGGCAGCUGGUAGUAGUGAACCAUCAACGAGCGAUCCAAAGUCCAAACCCAGAUCAAGGUCUUUAAUUCGAAGAUCGUCCAGAAAAACCAAGCAACAAAUACAAAAUGCAUCUGGCACAGACGACUGCAAUAUACAGUAAUUUAAAUGUUGGUGCUGCUGUAGCCAGAUAUGUGCUGAAGAACAAAGCGGAUUAAUACAUAGUCGAAUAGAUACAUUAGUUUGAUUUAGUGCUUUCGGUUUAUAUUUGUUGGUAUUUGAUAAUCAAAACUGUAUUUUAUGGAGAUUAUUGCAAAACAUUCAAUAAUCGAUGCGAAGUGAAUUGUGAUCCAUACUAAAUUAUAUUAAUUAAAAAGACAAAGGAUUUAAAUCCUACAAGGGAUUUGACAAAAAAUCGUAGCUUACUUAUAAUAAAUCAUAACAUCGCUGAUGAAACAUAACGUUGAAGGUAGCGCAGAUUACAAAGUGGACCUAUGGUGGUAGAUGAACAAGAAAUGGAUACAUUUUUUAUGUAUGUGUGAUGCAAGUCUUCGAAAGUCGGUAUCAAAAUACAUGAAGCAGUAAAUUAAUAGGUACAAUAGUCAAUGACAGAGGACAUUAUUCUUUGACGCGUUUGUAAUAAAAUCUCCAAAAGUGAGGCGAUAAUAUGUGACAAAAGCACAUUGGAAAUAAUUUAUACGUUAGGUGGAGCAUUGAAAAUCGAAACAAUAUUCGUAGAUAGGAGCAUGUUGUUGAAAUUAAAACUUGUUGAUCAAAAGUAAUUGUAAGCAGUAGAUUGCAGCCAUUGAUUUGUGUAGCUAGAUUAUUGUCUCUAUCGGGGAGAGUGAAGUUGCCAUACCUAGCCUGCGUAUAUUCCAUCGAUUGUUUGCUGCCUAAAUAAAAUCGCAUAUCAGUACCAUCAGAUUUGAUCUCGAGAAAAUGGAAGACGAAAA
Molecule: messenger RNA, 1769 nt
Organism: Ochlerotatus camptorhynchus
Lineage: Eukaryota; Metazoa; Arthropoda; Insecta; Diptera; Culicidae
Product: GTP-binding protein Di-Ras2
Exons: 5
Coding region: 170-979 (269 amino acids)
Molecular function (GO): GTP binding; GTPase activity
Source: RefSeq, a predicted model, not a curated record